Messenger RNA from Sinocyclocheilus grahami, 4336 nucleotides. RefSeq names its product microtubule-associated protein 4-like. Gene Ontology annotation, cellular component: neuron projection. The coding region runs from base 488 to 3550 and encodes 1020 amino acids. NCBI's taxonomy places the organism in Eukaryota, Metazoa, Chordata, Actinopteri, Cypriniformes, Cyprinidae. The transcript is spliced from 12 exons. Gene Ontology annotation, biological process: microtubule cytoskeleton organization; neuron projection development. The record is from RefSeq and is a predicted model, not a curated record. Gene Ontology annotation, molecular function: microtubule binding.
UGGUGUGUGCAAAUGAAUGCUCAUUAAGCCCUUCCUCAUUUUGCAUGCCUGUAGCCUCAGGGAUGAUAGUAGUGUGUCACUAUCAGAGGGAGGAGGGAAGAAAAGAUGGAUGCAGAGAGGACAACGUGGAGAAAACGAGAGAGGCAGAGAGGAAGGAGGGAGCUGGUUUUGGAGCAGCAAAUGAACAGCCACAUUACGAGGCAUGUGAUUCCUGCCAUGGCAAAAGGCUGGCUGAUAGAGAGAGAGAGAGAGCGAGAGAGAGAGACGCUUCCAGCCAGAUCUCAGUGCUGCUUAGUCUGCUGUUGUGUGUAGAAGCAGCAGAAAAGGUUAGGUUGUGAGGUUACGAGACAGUUACGUUUUAACACAGGAAAAGGACUAAGACACAAAAACACCGUUGUGAGGUUACAAGACCGUUACGUUUUAACACAGGAAAAGGACAAAGACACAAAAACACCCAAACCAGAAGCAGAGACAGGGGAACAGAAGCAUGUCCUCUCUCUCGAACCAACAACCAACGUCUCCGUUCUCAGAAUAUAGUGAGCUAUGUAAAGUCCCAUCCAUGUCCACAUCCGCCACCCCUCCGGGAUGGGACUGGCAGCAUGGAGACCUCGGGGCACCGCCGAGUUUCGGAGGUGGCCUUCGAGCAACGGGGAUGACGGAUGAGGACAAGCUAUGCUUCUACGAGUCUUCUUCUGAGCUCAACGUCCCCGGGCGAGGAGCCGUUCCAAUAAGCGUGUCAUUUGGCAGCACCGGGGACAGUCCGGAAAGCCUCUCGUCCUCGUCUCCAUCAGCUGUGUCUCCUGGAAGAUUCGCAGCUUGCACUGCGGACAACAAUGGCAUGAUGCUUCUGGAAUCACCUGCGGGACACGAAGAAGUUCUGUCGCCUCUCGAACCCUCGAAACCGUCUCCGUUCUCCGGAUUGCUUCCGGAAAAGAGUCCCAGCACACUGUCGCCCCGAACACCUCCAAACUACUGCGUCAUUGGCGUGGUCAACGAUAGUUACCUGGAGAGCAAAGACGAGCGGCCGAAGGCUGAUGGGUCGUCACAUGAAAGCGAGGAAGAGGAAGACCUUGAGCCUUGCUUAAUGGGAAGAGCCGAGCAACAGAGGAAGGCGAUGAGGCGAGCGAUGUCCGAGUGUUCGCACCUUUCCGUACCUGCUAGUCUCGUGCUCCCGGAUAAGUAUCCCGGUGGAGACGUUCUUGACAAGUUGCCUUCGCCUAUCGGAGGACCUCGUCGCCAGCAUGCAGGGGCUAUGAAACGCUCUCUAACUGUAGCCGACGAUCAACCUCCAACCCCGCCACCAAUCCUAUCUGCCACUCGCAACGACCUACGGAAUGAUAUCGAACUACAUUUCCCCCCUUUCCCCGCACGCAAAGACCAAAGCAGCUUUCCCCUCUCGCCCUUGGAUGACCUGCUGGAGGGACCAUUCAUUGACAACGACCAAGGAGUCGUUCUACCCGUGCCGGUGACAACACGUGCCCUUAAUGGGACUUACAACAAUGCUGGAGACAAAAUCGACACGAUUGCUGAGGCGUUUGAUGAAAACUCUGAGAAGAACAAGCCGGAGGUGAACAAAAUGGACACUGUCCAGAAGUUCGAUGACUUUAAUGUUGUCAGCAAGACGGACAAAUAUCAGAAGAUGGAAACAGUGGAGGAGAAAGACAAAAUUGUCCACACGGACAAACAGACAACCAAAGGAGAAAGCACAGAAGCUGUGGACAAAAUCAAAGACGUGGAUGUGGCUAAAUCAGAGAAGGAUGAAAUCGUUCACAAAGUAGAAACGCCAGUGAAAGUUGAGAAGGUCGAACCUUUGGAGAAAAAUACUAAAGAUGAGACUGAAAAGGCUGAUAAGGUUGAGAAGACCACCGACAAAAACCAGACGACAGAAAAGAUUGAUUCCUCUCCAAAGAUGGAGAAAGAGAAGGUGGAGCCGGUGGAAAAGGUUGAGCUGAAGACGGAAGUAGAAGUGAAAGUAGAGAAGAAAGACGAGGAGAACAAAUCAGAUCAGAAAGUAGAGAAAGAUGAACAGAAGAACAAAGAAGAGCAGGUGAAGGAAGUGGAAAAGGAGAAAGCAGAACAGAAGACCCAAAAAGACAAGACCGAAAAGGACAAAGUAGAACCGAAAGCAGAAAAGACUGAGCCGGCUGACAAGAAACCUGCCAAAGCUGAGAAGGACGAGAAAGCCAAAAAACCAGCUGCUAAACCCUCCGCGGCCAAGCCUGCGGUAACCAACGGUGCACCUGGAAAAGACUUGACUAGUCCUGAGAAGAAGACCAAGCCUGUCGCCGGCGCAACCAAACCUAGCUCUGCCAAGCCCCGGCCGAGCUCCGCCUCCAGCGCUACAGCCGUUCCCAAGCGCUCCACCCCUACCUCAGCCGCCAGCGCACCCGCACCCCUCAGCAAAAAAGCCCCUGUACCCAAAGCUCCUGCCCCAGCCGCUGGCACCAAACGGCCCGCCACUGCGUCCACACGACCCUCCACCGCAUCCAGCACAGUCACCAGAGAGGUCAAGCCCAAGACGAUCACAGAGAAACGGCCGCCUGUGCCAAAGGCUGCUGUCGCUCCGGCUCGACCCGCCGCAGACAGACCUGCGACCGCAACACGCACCGCCGCCAGCGCUCCAGCAGCACGACGCCUGGUCGCAAAGACAGAGAGCAAACCAGGAGACGAAAAGAAACCAAGCACACUGAAAACUACAGAUGCCGCCCGCUCUAAACCUGCUCCUCUCAAAGCCUCCACCACUACAAGCAGCAGCAUCGCCGCUCGCCCUCGCACCACCAAAACACCCCUCUCUAGCAGCACUACAGCCGCUGCUGCGCCCGAGAAGAAGCCGGCGGUGCCCCGCGCACCUCGACCCAGCUCCAGCUCCACCUCCAGCGCCAGCGCAAUGACUCGCAGCACAGCGCGGCCCAGCUCCACACCGGCACCCGACAUCAAAAACAUCCGCUCCAAGAUCGGCUCCACAGACAACAUCAAGCACCAGCCGGGAGGAGGAAAGGUCUCAGUGUCUCAGAGCUCGCCCUCCAAAGAGACCAGCCAGGGCAAAGUUCAGAUAGUCUCCAAAAAACUGGACUACAGUCACGUGACUUCUCGCUUGGGCUCCAAGGACAAUAUGAAACAUGUUCCUGGUGGAGGGAACGUCCAGAUUCUCAACAAGAAGGUUGACUUGAGUAAAGUGGCUUCAAAGUGUGGCUCCAAGGCCAACAUCAAACAUAAACCAGGUGGAGGCGAAGUCAAGAUCGAGAGCCGUAAGGUGAACUUUAAGGAUAAAGCUCAGCCCAAGGUGGGCUCAAUGGAUAAUGUCAAUCAUGAACCUGGAGGCGGGAACGUUACGGCUGAGGGGGCGCAGGAGACUGCUGAGGGCAGCGCGGCUCCCUCUAGUGGUGUCUCUGCCACCCAGCCGUCAGCCGGCGCUGCCCAGGAGAAUGGGCUGAAGGAGGCCGGCCCCUGCAGGAGUGAGGAGCUCCGGGACCCGCAGGGCCUGGACUCGCUCAUCCCUGAAACAAGUAAGUUUGUGUGUAACCCGGCCCGAGAAACCCGAAAAGACUGACCCCGUCAGACUAGAGAUUGAGUCUUUCAAGCUAAAUUUCCGCGAGAACGCCUGCUCUCGCACGGACCACGGCGCAGACAUCAUCACCUGGCCCGUCUCGGGUGACAGCCCUGUCCACUCCCACCUGCUCCGCAGCAGCGUCUUGCUCAACGACUCCCCCGCGACCUCUCACACCACCCCGGCCCUCCUCUCCUCCCAGGAACAAGGGGGCGACGUCGGCUCGCUCACCGGACUCCGGAUGUGAUUUCUAUCUUCUCAUUGGUCCGCUGCUUUCUAAACCCCGCCUCCUUCAUUGCUAAGACUCACAUGAUUGGUGUGCUCUCUGUUGACGGUUCUGCUCGGUGAGGCUGUACAGAUUACAGUCAUCAGGAUGUGCAAAACAUGUGCUCAGUUGGAGCGAAAUCUGUAAACUCUGAGGUCACACUGUAACAUGGCUAAACUCACGCUACUCACACCUAGAAAUCAGCACACCUGCUACAUCACUUGUUGUAGAGCAUGAAUCUAGUAUUCAUAAUCAAACCUGCACAUACCCAUCUGAUCACCACAUGCAAACACAUCUGGAUCCAUCUGGACAUCAUCUCUCGCUGCCUUCAAGUCCUCAUGGGAAGUUUGUGCUUACGAGUUAUUUACCAUGCGAUCGUGUCAUAUGAAAAAUCGCUUUCUGACAAAAUUGAGCUUUUUUUUGUGCCAAAGCAACAAAAUUAAGAGCAAAGGAUGUGCAUUAAAGGGAUAGUUCACCUAAAAAUAAAAAUUCUGUCAUUAAUUACUCCCCCUCAUGUCGUUCCA